UGUGUGGUCUGCUUAUAGUUGCUUCUGGAAAACAGAAGGCUGUUGACGAAUUGAAUGAUAGUUUCGUAGGCAACAAUGCUGGGAUACAUUUGAACGAAAGAUUUAAAUUCGGCGUGCAGGGUGCAUUUGAGAAAAUUGAAUCGUUAUGGGAUAUUAAACAUCGCGGUAAAUGUUAACGAGAAAAGGUCUUAUGCUAAUUGUGGAUGCCUCUCAGCGAUUCUGAGCACUAGCUAUUUAAAGAAAAUAGAGAAAUACAUUCUGUGUGCCAUUCACGAAUGCGAGGAAUCUGUUCAUGAUUUAUGCUGGAAGAGGAACCUUUCCUCUCGUCAUGCAAGUAGAAGCUUCAGCGCUUCUCAAAUAUAGACAUAAGAUUUUUUAAUAGCACAAAAACGAGCUUGACACAUAACACGAGAUCGCUUCGUCUGUCAUACAAUCGAUAAACGAGAUUAACUGCGGCGCACGGAAGUAAAGAAAGGAGAUGCUUGAAAGCUACACGUGACCCUGGAUGGAGUGAGGCCUUUUCACAAUAUCAAUUCCAAAUGGACCCGCCUUCCCAGGAACUAUAAAAAAGUAAGAAAGCAUCCUUGCUUGGAGGAUAACAGACAGGAAUUCCAAUGCCCCCGGAACAACUGGCCUAAAAUGGGACAUUGAAGCAGAGCCUGGUUAACACCUGUCAGGAGAUCUUCAGCAGCAGUUAAAUGAAUCGGGCUUGUUAGCAGCGCUAACAAUGAAGGGGUUAUCAAGCAGCCGAAGCCACCACCACGCCGUGGCGUGCGACUCCUACGACUCCCUGGUGCACCACUCGGACCGCAAGCCAUACCUGCUGAACCCGUCCGACCCCCACCCUGCCGACCACCCCUACUACGCCCAGAGGAACUCCUUCCAGUCCGAAUGCGUGGUGCCCUACGGCACGUUUCCCCGAAGGCACUACAGUUCCCACCAUGAGCUCAAGGACGAGUGUGCCCUGGUGCCCUACACCGGCGUGCCCAACAAGGGCAACCGCCUCCCCCCCACCCUGCUGGACCAGUUUGAGCGGCAGCUGCCCAUCAACCGCGACGGCUACCACACCCUGCAGUACAAGCGGAUGGCUGUGGAGCAGCGCAGCGACAGCCCCGGGCGGAUACGCCACCUGGUGCAUUCGGUGCAGAAGCUCUUCACCAAGUCCCACUCCCUGGAGGGGCCGUCCAAGGGCAGCGUCAACGGCAACAAGGCCAGCCCCGACGAGGUGCCCACCAUCAAGCACCGCAAGAGGAGCAAGAGCCGGGACCGCUGCAAGUCCGCCGAACCCAAGCACCGGCCCAACACCUCGGGCUACUGGAGCUCCGACGACAACCUGGACAGGGACAUCUGCCUCUACCACAGCCCCUCGGGUGCCAUGACCAUUGGCCGGCACCCGGACAAGUCCCAGUCGCAGUAUUUCAUGGAGGCUUUCAACACGAUCAGUGAACACACUCUUAAAACAUCCCGCAGCAAUAACGAUGUUAAAUGCACCACCUGUGCAAGUAUCCCCCUAAACAUGGAUGCACAGCUCAUGAAGAAGAGCUCGUGGUCGUCCACUCUUACGGUGAGCAGAGCACGCGAAGUCUACCAGAAGGCCUCAGUAAAUGUAGAUAAAACGCUAAUGAAAUCUGAGACAUGUCAGCAGGAGCGGUCAUGCCAGUUUUUGCAGGUUCCGCAGGACGAGUGGAGCGGCUUCUCGCCCCUCGGGAAGGACGACGAGAUCCCCUGCCGCCGCAUGCGCAGCGGGAGCUACAUCAAGGCCAUGGCGGACGAGGACAGCGGCGACUCGGACGGCAGCCCCAAGCCCUCGCCCAAGAUCCAGGCGCGGCGGGCCAGCUACCUGAAGGCCACCCAACCUUCCCUGACCGAGAUGACCACUCUCAAGAUCUCUACCGAGCACUCCCCCAAACUGCAGAUCCGAAGCCACAGCUACUUGAGGGCGGUGAGUGAGGUUUCCAUCAAUAGGAGCCUGGACAGCUUGGACCCCGCAGGGCUGCUCGGCUCCCCUAAAUUCCGCUCGCGAAACGAGAGCUACAUGAGGGCCAUGAGCACCAUCAGCCAGGUGAGCGAGGUGGAGGUGAACGGGCAGUUCGAGUCGGUGUGCGAGUCGGUGUUCAGCGAGCUGGAGUCCCAGGCGGUGGACGCCCUGGACCUGCCCAUGCCCGGAUGCUUCCGCAUGCGCAGCCACAGCUACGUGCGCGCCAUCGAGAAGGGCUGCUCCCAGGACGAGGACUGCGGCCCCAUGAGGGCCAUCUCGCCCCCGCGGACCACCACCACCGUCAGGACCAUCCAGAGCAGCACAGUGUCGUCAUGCAUCACCACCUACAAGAAGACCCCGCCCCCGGUGCCCCCCCGCACCACCACCAAACCUUUCAUCUCCAUCACAGCCCAGAGCAGCACCGAGUCGGCCCAGGACGCCUACAUGGACGGCCAGGGCCCGCGCAGCGACAUGACCAGCCAGUCGGGCCUCAGCAACUCCACCGAGAGCAUCGACAGCAUGAAGGCCCUGACGGCCGCCAUCGAGGCCGCCAACGCGCAGGUGCACGGCCCCGCCAGCCAGCACGUCAGCAACAGCACCAUCACCAUCACCGCCACCACGUCCGCCAUCGCGCAGAUCGCCGAGGACAACAAGAGGGACGCCUUGCGGAAGUGCCUGUCCAUCGGCAUACAGGUGGAUGGGCCUGAGGAUGCCCUGGCCCUGGAGGAGCACUCCAAGUUCCAGUCGGUGGGGAUCCAGGUGGAGGACGAGAGGUGCUACCGCAGGUUCACCCGCUCCAACAGCGUGACUGCGGCCGUGCAGGCAGACCUGGACACCCUGGAGGUGCUGGACGGGCCGGCUGACUCGCCCGACAUGGAGCUGCCGUCCUCGGGCCCCCUGUCCCGCCAGUACUCCCGGGACGCCUGCACCUCCACCGUCAGCAUCCAGGGCUCCGGCAACCACUACCACGCCUGCGCCGCGGACGACGACUACGGCGACGUGGGCUUCGACCCCUCCAUCCUGCCCCCGCCCGACCCCUGGAUCGACAGCGUGACGGAGGACCCCAUGGAGGUGGUGCAGCGGUCCGUGUGCCAGCGGGACGGCCGCUGGUUCCUGAAGCUGCUGCAGGCCGAGACCGACCGCAUGGAGGGCUGGUGUCGCCAGAUGGAGCAGGACGAGAUGGAGAACGACCUGCCGGACGAGAUCCUGGGGAAGAUCCGCAGUGCUGUGGGCAGUGCUCAGCUGCUGAUGUCACAGAAGUUCCAGCAGUUCCGGGAGCUGUGUGAGGAGAACCUGAACCCCAACGCCCACCCCCGGCCCAUCUCUCAGGACCUGGCCGGCUUCUGGGACAUGCUGCAGCUGUCCAUCGAGAACAUCAGCCUCAAGUUUGAUGAGCUUCACCAGCUCAAAGCCAACAACUGGAGACCCCUGGAGAUACCGGAGAGGAAGGAGAGACGGAUGCCUCCUCCUGUGCCAAAGAAACCCCCGAAAGGCCACCCCCCCCUGGCCAGAGAUAGGUCCCUGGAGAGCACGGAGAGGCAGCGCAUGGAGGCGCGGAAACGCCUGAUGGCCGCCAAGCGGGCGGCGUCGGUGCGGCAGAACUCGGCCACAGAGAGCGCAGACAGCAUCGAGAUCUAUAUCCCCGAGGCCCAGACCAGGCUAUGAGUCCCAGAGUCACACCGCAAACACGCGCACGCUCAGUUACACAAACAGACACACGCGUGCGCAUAUAUAUAUAUAUAUAUGCACACGCACACACAUACACAAACACACACGCGCACACAAGCAGGCGCACACAGUUAAUCACGCUGAAGGGCAAGGGCAGGGCGCUUUGUAAUAUAAUCCCUCCCUUUGUUUCCAUCGAUCAGACGGUGGGCAGGAUUACCACUAUGUCUAUUAUAUUUCGGUUAUAUUUCAUUUCUUUCUCUCCGCCCCCUUCUCCCCUCAGAUUAGAACGUUGUCAUGCCGAUUAGAACGUUUCAGUUCACACCUGUGAUGUAGCUUCUCUGCCAACUCCCUUGAAAUAUUUUUGUGACCCCUUGUUUAAAUCGUUUCCCACUAAUAAUAAACGGCUUAGCCUCACAAACUAAUGUAUCAUAGCCACCCAGCAUUACUGUAAAGUGUUUCUGCCCAUUAGUCAACCUUUAUGUUUGAACCGUUGAGGUAGGCAAACCCUGGCCAUAUGACGCAGAAAAACUCUUCACAGUCGUCUGAGUAGGAAUUAGACCAUUAGACGGGACAAAGAGGGGAAACACACCGAUCCUCCUGUCCCCUCUCCUGUCGUCUCGACGAUCUCGACGUUUCCCCGGAGAGAGCGACGUGUAAACAACCCGGAAACGCGCCCAAGCUGCUGGCGGCGCUCGGAGUCGCGCCUCCGCGCCUGAGCCGUAACUGUCACUGUCACCUGCCGCAGCUCUGCGGACAGGGAGGGGAGGGAGAGAAGCUCGUCACACGCCUGCAGCUACGGUAUCCACCAACACACCCCGCAUCCAUUACCUCACCGAGAGCUUCGUGCUUCUGUUUGCUUUUGUCCGUUAGCGAUUUAGUGCUAGCAGCAACGCAGUCUGGGGGAGGUGCAAGCGUUACGAGAACAGAGUCCAUUACGCCGAAACGGAUCCUUCUUAAAGCGGAGGCCUAGCCUGGAAGAACGAAAACUGUCAAUAACAGCAGUACACCGCAAACACGUAGGCGAGAGGUUCAAUAUAAAUAAUUAAUGGAUCUACAUUUAGGAGGACUCCGCUGCUUUGUGGGGGGUUUUUUUUCCGUUUGUUUGUCAUGCAUAUAACCUACUCGUUAUUGUGAAUGUUUGCAACUGCGACUUCUAGAGACAAUGUAUUAACACUCGUGUUGCCAUCCGUUCGGACUUUUAGAAAGACAUUCUGGAUAUUCUAGGUCAUAUUCUUCCUACCUGUUUUGUAAAAUGGGGUUUUUUUGGGGGGAGGGGUGCGGGUUGUAAGUGAAUUUGUACAUUUAUUGAUCAUCGGUGGGACUCGAUAUGAGUUAAAAAAAAAAAAAAAAAUCUAACAAUGAAAUGCAAAUGGUUUCUUCUUUUUUUUUCCUCCAAACGAAGUCUUUCCAGUAGCAAGUGCGGUGGCUAAAUUCUACCGGUAAAAUAAAAGUGUUUGAGACUUCUUGGUUGGGUCAGCGAUGCCCAUAUCCCAGACAGGCCAGGAUAGGCAAAGCACCACAUGACCUUUUUGCACAAGGGACUGAUGGGAGGUGAAGACCAAAGUGGGUUAAACAUUCUCCAACAACCUGAUGCGCUAGGGACUUCAUAUCCUAUGAGCCCCUCUGUAAAGCCUUUUAUUAUGUUCAAUGAAUUGUGUGCAGCUCAAGGAUGAGCUCAACAGGUAAAAUGUCACGGAUUGUUUCACGGAGGUACUCAUUGGAAAUGGAGUCCAGAGCUUCGUCUGCUAGUGUAAUGUAUUCCACAGCUCAUUAAUAUGGACUUCCACUGGCACAGUCACAGAAUCUCACCCAUUUGCUUGGUUGACUCACCCCCCCCAGUUCUUGAAGAAGACCAUGUGACUCAUCCUGUCCUAUCCAUGGUGUGGUGGACCGGCUCAGUACUAACUCUCAGGUAGAGACAGGGAAACAGUUUGUGCAGAAAAAUCAGGGUCUCCCAGAAAACCAGGGGUGAUGUUUGUCAGUCUGUAUUUAUGUGCGUGUAAUGGGUGAAUGUUUGUAUGGCGAUUUUUGUGUGUGUGUGUGUGUGUGGGUGUGUGUGUGCGUGUUUUUGUGUAUGGAUGAAUCUGUGUGUGUGAUUUAAGUGCAUGUCUCUUAAGUGCUUCCUAAUUUUCAAGGUCAGUAUUGACCUGUCUUUUUUGGAUAUAAUGAAGUAGCCUCUUGGACAUACUGUAAAAUAGACAAGCAGUCCCACGUCAUUAUUUUAACAAAAAUGAGUGAUAUUUGUGUGUAUAAAAGGAAGUUUGAAAAAGGUGUUCCUUUAAGCAUGCAGACACGAGUUCAUUAAUAUAGAUGUAGAUCUAAAUUCUAUUAUUUUUUUAUUUAUUUAUGACUGUUUUUUACUGUUUGAAUUAUGUUUAUUGUUAUUUGUGCUACUCUUAUGUUAAGAAUAUAUUAUAUAAAAUGUAUCACAUUACAUAUAUGCAUAAGCAUAUAUAUCACAAUGUAUGUAAUUGGUCGCAAUAUGAGUUUUUAAGAGUUCCUCAGAAUCUAUGGCAUUUUUUUUCCCAAUGAGGAAAGCAUUACUGAAAACGGACUACAUUCAAUUCAAACCUCAAAUAAACAGAGGAGCCAUUGGUCUGUCCUGAAAAAAAAAACGGUUAAAUAUGGGUCUUCAUUAAAGGCAAGCGUUUUACCACAACUCACUGCCCUUCCAGUGAAUGGUAGAGGUUCCAAAACAGACACUCUACUAUGGAGCAGAAGUCUGUGGAGAAGUAUGGAGCCAAGAGAAAAACAAAAUGUGCUGGCUGAAUUUUGAGCCAGUGUUUCCCCCAACGUCACCAUAAUGUUCCCUGGACAUUUCCCUGAUAUUUCACUUGGAAGUCUGCACACACACAAUGGCUGCUCUCGAGGGCAGCAGCUGGCUCUUGUCUGGGUGGAGCUGUUGAUGCUCAGCGUUUCUAACGUCAGGUUUGUUGGGAUCCCCUGAAAAGGCACGACGGCAGAUGUCAGUGGAUUGAGGAGGAGUAGGUUACCCUUUGUUGGCUUGAGUAAAUCUGGAUAUCCCUGUCCCCAACCAGGUAAAAGGUACAUCAGUUUUUCAUAGCAUCACUGGAAAGACAGUGAAGACCUUUCUGCAAACACAUGGAGUCAACUAGACAGAAAAAGGGCAUGGAUUUCAGUGAAGUGUACAACUGGAACUACAUUUCAGCCAAGGUUAAGUGUAGUCACCACUGUAAGAAUCAAGUCCAUUGCCAUUUUCCUGAAAAAAUGCACAACUGAUGGGUCACAAUGAGUGUGUAUAACUCCAGAGAUGUUUGCACAGCCAUUAUUUCUUAAUAGCAUUUGACACUAUUAUCUAUUUUCGCACCACAGUGUUCAUAGUUUCUUUUUUACAUUUUACAUUUUAAUUUUAAUGAAACAAACUGCUGUUUUUUAUUGAUUUGCACUGCAAAAAAUCAUUUGAAGCUGGGGUUUAUCUCUGGUACAACGGAAAUCAGUUUUAUUUCAAUAAUCAGCCUUAAUUAAUAUCCAGAUAAUUGAGCACAAAGUAGUCUCAGGGUAAGGGAUAUCAAAUUUAAACUGAGGUAACGUGUAGAAAAAAUGACUAAACUACGGUUAUGAAUUCAGUUUCCAAUAGCAAGGUAAGGACCAGUUUGAGACUUCAGACAAAAUCCAAAUUGCCCAGUCUUUUGUCACAUUAUAUCCCAUGUUGUUAUUUUAUUACUUUCUUGUUAUUUUAUUUAUUGAUAAGUGAUCCCAAAUAUCUAAAAUCAUGUUUGUUGGUUUCUUGGUGGGAACAGAACUGUAAGAUAUUACUUGCCUAAGAUAAUGUCUAGCUUCAAGAUGAAUUUUUUAAUCGUGAGUUUUGAGCUAUAGACUCACCUAUUUUUGUGCACUGUGAUACAGUAAGCAUUGGUAUAACUUUAUUUGCCACCAGAAAUGUAAUCAUGUAAAUCACUUGAGAACAAUUAUAAAGCCAUUAUUACCACACUUUUAACUGGAGGUAAGCCAAGCUAAUUACUUUGUGGUAAACCCUUUCUUUUCAGAAUGUAAACAGACACCUGUACCUUAUUAUUUACAGAUUACAUGCACCUUGGUGUAACAACACAAUUCACAAAUAAACUCACAGACAUGGUAUAUUUGCACUUUGAAGAUGCAUUGUUUUAAUAUUUACCUUGAUUUAACUUGUCUGUCACAUAAAUUAGCUGCAGCUGUGGGUGAACAUUAUCAGUAUGCCCUGACGUUUAAAUUUGUUUCAUAAAGUGACAAAGCUGAAACAUGUGGAAACAGUAAAUUGCCAAAACAAGGAUCGUGUGACAAUCCAGGGGGGUUUCAGAAAUGAAUAGAUAGUUUGUGUAUAAGCAGAUAAUAUCACUAAAAUUAAUAUUUGUAAAUAGAUGAAUGUUUCCCUAUGUAAAAAAAUAAUAAAAUAACAUUAAACAAA
This is a messenger RNA of Anguilla anguilla (European eel), 8051 nucleotides long. RefSeq names its product discs, large (Drosophila) homolog-associated protein 1b (gene dlgap1b). Gene Ontology annotation, cellular component: glutamatergic synapse; postsynaptic specialization. The coding region runs from base 728 to 3643 and encodes 971 amino acids. The record is from RefSeq and is a predicted model, not a curated record. The transcript is spliced from 13 exons. NCBI's taxonomy places the organism in Eukaryota, Metazoa, Chordata, Actinopteri, Anguilliformes, Anguillidae. Gene Ontology annotation, biological process: signaling. Gene Ontology annotation, molecular function: molecular adaptor activity.